Messenger RNA from Lemur catta (Ring-tailed lemur), 897 nucleotides. RefSeq names its product doublesex- and mab-3-related transcription factor C1-like. The record is from RefSeq and is a predicted model, not a curated record. Gene Ontology annotation, cellular component: nucleus. Lineage: Eukaryota; Metazoa; Chordata; Mammalia; Primates; Lemuridae. Gene Ontology annotation, biological process: regulation of DNA-templated transcription. Gene Ontology annotation, molecular function: sequence-specific DNA binding. The transcript is spliced from 7 exons. The coding region runs from base 1 to 897 and encodes 298 amino acids.
AUGGAACCCAAAGAAAUACCUGCUGUGCCCUGCUGCCCCUCUGACUCCGAAUGCACCACAGGGCGUGAGACUGGAGCCCCGUGGGGGAUUGAACUUGGCCCCAGAAGAGCUAUAGGUCGCUGUGACCGCUGCCACAACCAUGGCAUCACUACCCAAAUCAGGGGCCACAAGCAUUUCUGCCUCUUCCAGGCCUGCAAGUGUCACAAUUGUGCCCUCUUCUCGGAGCACCGCAGGAUCUUGCCUGCUGUGAGUGCCUUGAAGAGGGGGCAGCGGGCUCGGCUAAAGAGGCACCUGGCUCGAGGACUGAUAAGGAGUAUGGCUGCCCCUCCCAAAGGUCACACCCAUGCCAAGAAUUUGCCCGUGGAAGGAGAAGUCCUCACUGGGAAGGAGAGCAACGUGCUGCAGCCUGAGGCCCACAUCCGCACAACCCCCGAGGAGGAGAGCUCCCCAGGGGCUCUGCUGCUCGACAAGCCCCCAGAACAUUUGUCUCUGCCCUGCACUCCAGCGACCUUGGAGCAGCAACUGACGGUUUCUCUUUCCGGGGAGCCCCACGGGCCUCUUGCCCUGCUCAGCAUAUGCUCAACUCUGAUCCUCCAGCCCUGUGCCACCCUUGACCCUCUUCUACUGCAGCCACAGGCCCCCAAAGCCUCGGACCAGGCUGCGGUUUCUGCCUCCUUAGAGUGGCAGCGGAAGCUGGAGGCCGCUGAGGCUCUGCUGACUCUGAGAGACUCUUCCCAGGCCCCUUCGGACUCCAUCUCCCUGCACCAGCCCUGCGGCCCACCAGCUCCUGCUGGAGAUAAAGGACUCCAGCCUCCCAGCCCCUCUCUCCACCCCAGGCCAGCCAGCUCCCUCUCGCUGCCUAUUGGACAUCUGGGGUGCAUCUCCCUCUUGAGCUAG